UCGACUUCCACCGCCAGGACUCUCGAAUGUGUCAGACUCCGCCCCUGGUUCAAACCCCGCCGUACCGUUGAAGCACCGCCCUUUGAACACGCAGGCUCCGUGUUUCAGCUCGUCCUUACAAUAAGAACUCAACUUCUUCUCCUUGUUCAUCCUUUGUCCUCUGCAAACCCGAAUUCGACCAUUAAUUCGCCUCUUCAUCGCUGCCCUUCUUGAUUUCACCAGUAUUAGCGGACAUGGGCAAGUUCAGUUUCAAAAAAGGUGAUGAUGAUGAUAAUGAAUCUGGACGACGAGCCCUCUUCGGCUCCCGGUCAAAGGACAAAUCCCCCGCACCUCAAUCCCAGAACCCUUACGCACAAAACCCUUACGCACAAACAGCCAUCCCCGCCGAUCCUUAUACAAAGGCCAAGUUAAAUGCAGGCGUCAUGCCUCCGCCCGAACGAGGCCCAUCGCCAGGCCCAGGUCAGGCUGGCUAUGGCGGCGGACGAGCACCGCAGGGUGGCUACCCUGGUGGACUGCCCGGCCCUGGUCAGCAACGGCCUGGCAUGGGAGGAAGUGCAGGCGAUAACAAAUAUGGCGGUGGAGGAUAUUCAUCCGAAAGAUUCGGAAACCAGAAUGGCUAUGGAGGAAGCGGCACGGGCAGCAAUCCAUACGCAAGUGUUCAACAGACCAGUGGCACUUCACGACAGGGUGGUUAUGGUGGUCUAGGGGGCAGUUCAAUGGACAACGACGACAACCGAGAUGCUUUGUUCGGCGGAGCACGUGAACGUGUGGAAAAACAGCAGCAAGCCACGCAAGCCAGUGGGCCACCGGGCUAUCAAUACCAACCAGAUAACGAGGCAGCUGAUAGAAGUUAUGGGGCGUACGGUGACCGGCAACUGACGGCCGAGGAGGAAGAAGAGGAGGACAUCCAGGCCACCAAACAAGAGAUCAAGUUCAUGAAACAACAAGAUGUGGCCUCCACUCGAAAUGCACUCCGCAUCGCUGCACAAGCCGAGGAAUCUGGGCGCAAUACUCUGGCUCGUCUCGGUGCGCAGGGAGAGCGGAUGCACAAUACAGAUCGAAACCUGGACAUUGGAAACAACCACAUCAAUGUGGCCGAGGACAAGACCAAAGAACUCAAGACACUAAACCGAAGCAUGUUUGCGGUCCACGUCAACAACCCAUUCACCGCCAAAGAUCGAAAGGCCAGGCGUGACGAAGAGAUCAUGGAUCGACAUCACACAGAACGCAUGCACCGGGAAGCCACACGUGAGGCUGCUUUUAAAACGUCUCAACGUAUGAACCAGAAUUUCAAGGGUCUCGAUGAUGUCUCCUCUCAACCAAAGCAAAAGACGAGUCUCGCUGAGCGCGCCAAGUAUCAGUUUGAGGCUGAUAGCGAGGACGACGCCAUGGAGAAUGAGAUAGACCGCAAUCUGGAUGAUUUGUCCGGCGCAGCCAAACGACUCAAUCUGUUGGCCAGAGCCACCGGCGAAGAGGUUGAGCAACAAAAUCAACUGAUCCAGAGAAUUGCGGAAAAGAGCGACAGAUUCGACGACAGAUUACACUACCAGACCGAAAAGCUCAAACGGAUACAUUAAGAGCAACAGACAUGAAUUAUUUCCUGCUUACAGUCUUGACCUUGUAUCAGAUUCUGGAAUUCCAGUAUUAUAUCACGUGACCAGACGUCGGUACAAGGUCCGCGGGCGUUGGGCGCGUUCAAUUGACAUCUAGGAUAGACAGCGAAGUGACGAAGUAUGAAAACAUUGCUAGUACGAACGAAACGCACCAGGCGAACAUUGAUGAUGGUGGACUUGCCGGAAAUUGGUAGUAGAGCCUCAAAUGUCCGAGAUCAACAAGAUCAGCACCCAAAUAAGCAUUUGAUAUACAGUACCUCGAUUUCCAUGUCGCUCAUGUGCAUCAUCUGCAACGUUGAUUUCAGGCCGGCGCCGCGUGUGAUCCUGGGAUGCUUCGUGGCUUUCCACCCAGGAACACAUGAUUUCCACGUCGAUCUCUGUGGGGGUCCAUUCGGAAGAUUUUGAACAUGCACGACACGGAAGAAUGAAGCGUAUCCAGACCUCAGAUGUUUCCUCUCGAGACAUCCAGCAGCGGUUCCUCGUUCAGAAAGAUAGGAUCGCCCUCAGAUUUUGACUUGUCCAUCAUCUAGUCGUCAAUGAUACAGGCA
Exophiala mesophila is the source of this 2161-nucleotide messenger RNA. RefSeq lists its product as uncharacterized. NCBI's taxonomy places the organism in Eukaryota, Fungi, Ascomycota, Eurotiomycetes, Chaetothyriales, Herpotrichiellaceae. The coding region runs from base 234 to 1577 and encodes 447 amino acids. Gene Ontology annotation, biological process: vesicle fusion; exocytosis. The record is from RefSeq and is a predicted model, not a curated record. Gene Ontology annotation, cellular component: plasma membrane; SNARE complex. Gene Ontology annotation, molecular function: SNAP receptor activity; syntaxin binding. The transcript has 2 exons.